AUGACGACAGAAGGAGUAGUAGAGGAAUCAUCUUUACAGCUGCUCAUUGAUAAUACAUCAAGUGUCGUAUACUUAAUCGUAGCGUUUAUGACUGGCAUCAUGUUUGGAGCUCAUUUCUUACAACCUAAAAAUAAUACAGAUAAUAAUAAUACUUCAUCAUCAGCAACUGCUACUGCCACUGCUACUGCUACUUCUACUACUAAACCAUCGAUUAAAGUUGAAGAUGACGAAUCGACAGACGAAGAAAGUGAUUUCGAUGAAGAUUUCGAUGAUCAACAAGAAGAAUGUAAAAUGGUAUUAAUUGUUCGUAACGAUUUAAAAAUGGGAAAAGGAAAGAUUGCUGCUCAGUGCUGUCACGGCACUUUAGGUGCAUACAAGUCGGCCACGAAAAAGGAGGAAUUCAAGGAUCUACUCAAACGUUGGGAAUAUGGAGGUCAAGCUAAAAUAGCCAUCAAAGUAGAAAGUGAAAAAGAACUAUUGGACAUUGAAAGGGAAGCAAGAAAACUUAAACUUCCAAACUAUUUAGUGGUCGAUGCUGGAAGAACUCAAAUUGAAGCUGGAACUUGUACUGUAUUGGCUAUUGGUCCUGCUCCAAAGUCUCUCAUCGAUACUGUUUCAGGUCACCUUAAAUUAUUAUAA
Cavenderia fasciculata is the source of this 639-nucleotide messenger RNA. RefSeq lists its product as uncharacterized. The transcript has 2 exons. Gene Ontology annotation, molecular function: peptidyl-tRNA hydrolase activity. The coding region runs from base 1 to 639 and encodes 212 amino acids. The record is from RefSeq and is a predicted model, not a curated record. Lineage: Eukaryota; Evosea; Eumycetozoa; Acytosteliales; Cavenderiaceae. Gene Ontology annotation, cellular component: cytosol; mitochondrion.